AGCAGCAGCAGCACCACCACCCUCCCACCCCGCACCCCAGCAGCAGCAGCAGCAGCAGCCUCUUCCCCCCCCCCGCAGCAGCAGCAGCAGCAGCCUCUUCCCCCCCCGCAGCAGCAGCAGCAGCAGCAGCAGCAGCAGCAGAAUGCAGGGUCUGGGUGGCGGCCGUGUGUACUGGGGUUUGCGUUUGCUGCUGCAGCAGCAGCAGCGGCGCUGCCGCCGCCUGGGCCGCGUCUUGGACUUGAAUUGGGACUUCGGCAAAGCCGCCAUGGCCGGCACUCCCAAGUUCUCCUUCGACCCCGCAGUGAACCAGUGGACCACUGCAGUGGACAAUGAGCUUUGGAAUGGACCAGGGGGGAUUGUUUGGUCCAGUUUUUCCAUGAACUGCUGCUGGUGGGCCUUUUGGGCCUUUUGGGUCUACUUUACCAUUACUAGGUGGCAUGUUAAUGGCAAAAUGGAUACUUUUGCCAAGUGGAAGCAGCAAGAAUGA
Messenger RNA from Eimeria necatrix, 487 nucleotides. RefSeq lists its product as hypothetical. The annotation marks the transcript as partial. The record is from RefSeq and is a predicted model, not a curated record. Lineage: Eukaryota; Apicomplexa; Conoidasida; Eucoccidiorida; Eimeriidae. The transcript has a single exon.